AUAAGAUUAAAGCCUCCAGUUCAGGGUCGCGUAAAGACUAAAGCAAACACUAGUAAAAAAGAAAACAAACAAACUAAUCCAAGCUACUGAAUGCCAGGAAUCCAUGGGUAGGCCAUAGAUUCCUGUAUGACGUGCAGCCUCAGCAGACCUGUCCAAUGACUUUGUUUCCUGUUCAGAAAAAAACUGCUUCUGCUUUCACUUACAGCUUGUGUAAAUGAAAAGGGAACAGCAUUCAGCCGGUUUCUGCGUGUUGUUUGUGAAGGAAUGACACAUAUCAGGACAUCUGCAAGUCUCGCCUUCAUAUCAAAAUGUCACAUUUUUUCUUCUAUCUGCUCGCUGUGGCCUUCACCGCCGGCUGCUGCCCGUGUGCAGCUGAUGUUGGGGAUUUCACCCCAUGUCUGCUGUUCUUCUACAGAUCUUGGCCUCCAAAAGGUCUGACAGGGACCCCAAUCUGCCAGCGCUACCACAACCAGUAUCGCUUUGCCACGUUGUACAGCAGAUACCGCCGCUCACCAUGGUUCUCAGCCUAUUUGUACGAGGUCCCUGAAGGAAAGAGGCCAUCUGCUUCCUGGAAGUUCGAACCGCAGUUGGCCUAUCCAGGAGCCGAUGGCAACAUGGUUUCCUUCCCGCCGGGACCCCUGGACCAGAACGUGGUGGAGAGCCAGGCAGUGGAGCUGGACUACAUUAACUCCACUUACUCUCGCGGCCACUUGAACCCCAGCCUUCACCACCAGACCCAUGAGUGUCGCUCCUCCACUUUCACCCUCACAAACGUGGUUCCUCAAAAGGCAGGAUCCAACGAUGGGCCCUGGGAGAUCUUGGAGCAGACCGUUAACAAGACCUUGGCAGCCUACUGCCUCACAGAGGCCUACGUAGUGACUGGCAUCAUCCCAUACGCCAGCGCCGAGCCCUGGCUCAGGAAUCAUCGGGUGGCGGUGCCGGAGUACAUGUGGUCUGCCUACUGCUGCCCGAACUACAACCACAGUCUUCCUGAAGAACUGAAACAAAAAUUUCCUACAUUUGCUGCAAUCGGACGCAACGACCCCAACAGCACAGAGGAGAUUGUGCCGAUCGACAAGACGGCCAAGAAACAGUUCAGGGGUUAUGAUGUGAGACCGAUGCCACUGGAGAUGCUGGAGAUGUACCUGAAGGACAGAUUCAACACAGUGGUCAGCGUUUUUUAUGAGCAGUGCACCGGAUCAGGCUGAGUUUUCCUGCUGCAUUUUAGAGUGACUCAGCUUUUCUCUAAACCAGAUCUUAACUUCUAACUAUAGAAAAACAUGUUGUCUUCCACUAGUCUGGAUAAAGUUAGGUUUAGGCACAAAAACAACUUGGUUAGGUUCAGCUGGAACUAACCCAGACUUGAAUGUCUUGAUAUUUUGAUGAACAACUCACCCAAACUGGAGAAGUCCAGCUUGAUUUUAAUCAAAGUAAUUCCAUCUAGUUCUUAUAAACACAAAACUAGGGAUGCACCAGUUUCCCAUUUUUCUUGCUAACACAGAAUACUGAUAUGACUAUUAAUAAACCUCAUUACAGUUCACUGGUUAGGAGUGUGGACCAGUGUUUGAUGUGAUGACGGAGUGGUCAUCCUGCGAUCAUCCUCUAAAUAAGGCUUGAAAACUGCCAGAAACCUCAUAAAUAAGGAGAAAUAAGUGGAUUCUGUUCAUCGCUGUAACACUCACACAUAUGCCCAAACUCAGCUUCUCUCACAGAGAUAAAGCAAAAUUCAGAUUUUUAAUUUAGCAUGAGUAAUGACUCGUUUAUGCGUUAAUCUAUUAAAAAAUAUAUGCAUUAAUUGCAGAUUAAUCUCUUUGCAACAUGUUAAGUUUGACAGCCCUAUCAGGUUCUGUAUCGGAAUACUUUUAUAAAUACCGAGUACUAGUACACGCACAUAAUAUCAGGCCAAUACUGGUAUCAGUAUCAGGGAAAAACAGAUUUUUUAAAAUGUGUUUUUUGUUUGUUAUAAGAGUUUGUUUCUGUGUAAAACUGACAGCAGGGUAUUCUGUCAUUUUUAACUGGAUGUGUUUGUUUUAGCAGUUAGUUUAGCUUGACUCAGGUCUUUUAAACCUUCCCUUGGCCCUUCAAUCCCUCUGCUUCCAGGUUUCAGGUUGAGCUAGUGCUAAUUAUUUUUAUCCUAAAACAUAUUAUGCAAAUAUCAAACCUCAAAGGACAUAUUGGUUCAGUUAGACAAAGGGAAGAGAGUCUAUGAUUCUACAGAUGUGGACCAAACAGUUCAGACCAGUAGGUGGCGACCUUGUGCAGCACAUGUAGCUGGUUGGUGAAAUGCUCUGCCUGCAGUUGGUGGAGCCUCGACUAUCUAAAAUAUGAGAAAUCAUUGGAUCAGCAAGUUAUAAGCAUUUUCAGCUGGCUGAUAUUAAAGUAUAAAAUAGUUACUGGUUACCCAUAAAUUCACAUGUGUAUGAAUUUUUAUACCUUAAUGCAUGAGCUUUGACCCUUAAAAAAAAUAAAAAACUAAACAUCUUCUUAAAUUAAUAGUAAUUUUUACUUCUUUUGAUUGAUUUUAGACGACUUUGUUGAUCAGCCUCAGCAUCUCCAGAGGUCACUCACCAGAAUUUUGGGGCAACCUCUACAUGAAUUUUUAACCUCAAACCUACAGCUUGUGUUUUACAUGAAAAAAAACAUGAAAGCAUGAAUAAACUUUA
Molecule: messenger RNA, 2663 nt
Organism: Melanotaenia boesemani (Boeseman's rainbowfish)
Lineage: Eukaryota; Metazoa; Chordata; Actinopteri; Atheriniformes; Melanotaeniidae
Product: endonuclease domain-containing 1 protein-like
Exons: 2
Coding region: 309-1208 (299 amino acids)
Molecular function (GO): metal ion binding; nucleic acid binding; hydrolase activity
Source: RefSeq, a predicted model, not a curated record